AUGGAUAACAACAGCAUUCACUCUAGCUUAUCGAGUGAAAGCGAUUUACAGAGCACUAUGAAACUGGAGAAACCAGUACUAGGUUUAGAGGGAGAUAAUACCAAGAAGCUGCUGCCGCAGGAUGCCGCCUCUAGGGUCACCACGCGGGAGAUGCGCGAGUCCUCGUCGGACUCGAGGGAUAGAGUAGAAUCUUCGGGUGUCAACUCUAAGCUGCCGCAAGGCGCCCCAUUCACAUUGCUGAGUCAUGGCCAAAAGUGGUUCAUGGUAGCGCUGUUGACUUCUGCAGGGUUCUGGUCCUCUUUGGGAUCCCCCAUCUACUACCCCGCGUUGAAGCAGCUAGAGAAGAAGUUCAAUGUGAGUGAAGAAAUGGUGAAUAUCACUGUGGUGGUUUACCUCAUUUUCCAGGGUAUUGCUCCUACUAUCAGUGGGGGUUUGGCCGAUGUCUAUGGCCGUAGACCAGUAAUAUUAAUGGGGAUGCUCAUUUAUGUGUGCGCGUCUAUCGGCUUGGCGUGUUCCCAAUCUUAUGGAGUCAUUGUGUUCCUACGUUGCCUGCAAAGUGCGGGUAUUUCUCCCAUUAUCGCUAUCAACUCGGGUGUUGUUGGCGAUUUCACGCUGAAACACGAGCGCGGUACUUUUGUGGGAGCGGUUUCCGGCUUUACACUGAUGGGGCAAGCAUUCGGUUCGCUGAUAGGUGCUGCUUUGACGGCAGCGUUUGACUGGAGAGCCAUUUUCUGGUUUUUAACCAUCGGUUGUGGUACCUGCAUGAUCAUUAAUUUCCUAAUUCUCCCAGAGACAAAGAGAACCUUGGUCGGCAACUUGUCGAUUAGGCCCAAGAGACUUAUCAACAGAGCGCCCAUCCUUCUACUGAAGUCGGUACGCAGAAAGCUCCAUUUUGAUAAUCCCGACUACGAGACUCUAGAUCCAAACAAGGGUAAAGUCGAUCCAAUCUCUGCCUUCAAAAUCAUUCUUCAUCCAGAGAUCAUUUUGUCGCUGAUGCCCGCUGGCCUACAGUUUGCCUUGUGGACGAUUACUCUCGCAUCGAUCUCAUCCCAGUUAUCUGUGACGCCUUACAACUUCAAGCUUACGAUUAUUGGUAUUUGUUACUUGCCUUCAGGCAUUGGAGGGCUGAUUGGAUCUUUUGUUACAGGAAAAGUUAUUGACAUCUACUACAGAAGAGCCCUCCGGAGAUUUGAAGAGAAGAAGGAACAAGGUAUCAUUCCUAUCGACAGCAAAUUCAAUACUUUAAGGGCACGUCUAUUCACAUCGAUUCCCCAAAACUUCCUCGCAGUCAUAGCGUUUACGCUAUUCGGAUGGAGUGUUGAGAGAGGGUGGAAUAUUGCGGUGCCUCUAAUAACAUCAGCGAUUGGCUCGUUCUGUGCAAUGAGCACCUUGUCAUCGUCCAGUACUUUGCUCGUCGAUUUGUACCCCAGCAAAUCAUCUACCGCAACAAGCUGUUACAAUUUCAUUCGGUGCUCCUUGAGUGCCAUCUUUAUGGCCUGUUUGUCCAAAAUGAAUAACGCCCUCACAGUCGGGGGAACAUUCACUCUCAUAAGUGGCUUUGUUUUCAUUGGAAACUUCGUCACACUAAUCCCUAUGUUCUACGGCAUGAAAUGGCGUGAGAGAAGAGCUCUCAGGGCCGAGAGAGAAAAGCCAUAA
Molecule: messenger RNA, 1656 nt
Organism: Lachancea thermotolerans CBS 6340
Lineage: Eukaryota; Fungi; Ascomycota; Saccharomycetes; Saccharomycetales; Saccharomycetaceae
Gene: AQR1
Product: Aqr1p
Exons: 1
Coding region: 1-1656 (551 amino acids)
Biological process (GO): transmembrane transport
Cellular component (GO): membrane
Molecular function (GO): transmembrane transporter activity
Source: RefSeq, a predicted model, not a curated record